AUGCCAGAACACACCGUUGUGCACGAAGCCCAAAAUGUGGUGGCUCGUGAGCCUCCACACCAUUUCUUCAAGUCACAGCCACGUCCAGGACACGUCAAGGACGCAGAACAGUACAUGAAAAUGUACAAGCAAUCGAUUGAGGACCCAUCCGGGUUUUUCGGACCCAUGGCUCGCGAACAUCUACAUUGGGACCGUCCAUUCACACAGGUGCGUGCUGGGUCCCUACAGCACGGGGAUUCAGCAUGGUUCCUCAACGGUGAGCUCAAUGCCUCCUACAACUGUGUGGAUCGCCAUGCGUUCGCCAAUCCUUCCAAACCGGCGUUGAUCUGUGAAGCAGACGACGAAUCGGAAAACCGCGUUAUCACGUUUGGCGAGCUUUUGCGCCAGGUUUCUGAAGUCGCAGGCGUUUUGAAAAGCUGGGGCGUGAAAAAGGGCGACACCGUUGCAGUGUACUUGCCCAUGAUUGCAGAGGCCGUUGUGGCAAUGCUGGCCGUGGCCAGACUCGGUGCGAUCCACUCUGUCAUCUUUGCCGGGUUUUCUGCUGGAUCUUUGAAAGAAAGAGUCGUUGAUGCCGGCUGCAAAGUCGUUAUUACCUGCGACGAAGGUCGCAGAGGCGGCAAAACCGUACACACCAAGAAAAUAGUCGAUGAAGGUCUGGCAGGCGUCGAUCUUGUCUCGAAGAUUCUUGUGUAUCAAAGAACCGGGUCCGCUGGUAUCCCCAUGAAACCAGGCCGUGACUACUGGUGGCACGAGGAGUCCGCCAAACACGGCGGCUAUCUACCACCCACACCGGUCAAUUCUGAAGACCCGCUAUUUUUGCUGUACACCUCAGGCUCCACCGGCUCACCAAAAGGUGUGGUUCACACCACAGCGGGUUACCUGUUAGGCGCCGCAUUGACUACCAAAUACGUGUUUGACAUCCAUCCUGAAGAUGUGCUUUUCACUGCAGGGGAUGUGGGCUGGAUUACCGGUCACACGUAUGCGCUUUAUGGUCCAUUGGCAUUGGGUACCGCUUCUAUUAUUUUCGAGUCUACACCUGCUUACCCAGACUACGGUAGAUACUGGAGAAUUAUUGAGCGUCACAAGGCCACUCAUUUCUACGUGGCUCCAACUGCAAUGAGACUCAUCAAAAGAGUUGGCGAAGCCGAAAUUGCCAAAUACGAUACUUCCUCUUUGAGAGUAUUGGGUUCUGUUGGUGAACCAAUUUCUCCUGAUUUGUGGGAAUGGUAUCACGAAAAAGUUGGUAACAAAAACUGUGUUAUUUGCGAUACCAUGUGGCAAACAGAAUCCGGUUCUCAUUUGAUUGCGCCUUUGGCUGGUGCCGUUAACACCAAACCUGGUUCUGCCACAGUACCAUUUUUCGGUAUCAACGCCUGUCUGAUCGAUCCGGUUUCUGGUGAGGAAUUGAAAGGUAACGAUGUGGAAGGUGUGUUAGCUGUCAAGGAUUCAUGGCCAUCUAUGGCCAGAUCUGUGUGGAACAACCAUUCCCGCUACAUUGAGACCUACUUGAAGCCCUACCCAGGCUACUACUUCACCGGAGACGGUGCUGGAAGAGAUCACGACGGUUACUACUGGAUUAGAGGCAGAGUCGACGACGUAGUCAACGUUUCGGGCCACAGACUUUCCACUGCGGAGAUCGAGGCUGCUCUGGUCGAACACGAUGGCGUGUCUGAGUCCGCUGUGGUUGGAAUCACCGAUGAGCUUACUGGUCAAGCCGUAAUUGCCUUUGUGUCUUUGAAAGAUGGAUAUUUGCAGGACAAUGCUUCUGCUGGAGACGUGGCCCAUAUCACUCCUGACAAUUUGCGUCGCGAAUUAAUUUUGCAAGUGAGAGGUGAAAUCGGACCAUUUGCGUCUCCUAAAUCUGUGGUGGUGGUUAACGACUUGCCCAAGACCAGAUCCGGUAAGAUCAUGAGAAGAGUGUUGAGAAAAGUUGCCUCCAACGAAGCGGACCAGCUAGGUGAUAUGUCUACAUUGGCCAACGCCGAUUGUGUGCCAUCCAUCAUCUCUGCUGUGGAGACUCAAUUUCUGGCGCAGAAAAAGAAAUAG
This is a messenger RNA of Lachancea lanzarotensis, 2046 nucleotides long. It is a transcript of the gene ACS2, whose product is annotated as LALA0S03e01662g1_1. Gene Ontology annotation, molecular function: AMP binding; acetyl-CoA synthetase activity. The transcript has a single exon. Bases 1 to 2046 code for a protein of 681 amino acids. Lineage: Eukaryota; Fungi; Ascomycota; Saccharomycetes; Saccharomycetales; Saccharomycetaceae. Gene Ontology annotation, cellular component: cytosol. The record is from RefSeq and is a predicted model, not a curated record.